Molecule: messenger RNA, 5118 nt
Organism: Lineus longissimus
Lineage: Eukaryota; Metazoa; Nemertea; Pilidiophora; Heteronemertea; Lineidae
Product: beta-1,4-galactosyltransferase 7-like
Exons: 6
Coding region: 307-1233 (308 amino acids)
Biological process (GO): proteoglycan biosynthetic process; carbohydrate metabolic process
Cellular component (GO): Golgi apparatus
Molecular function (GO): xylosylprotein 4-beta-galactosyltransferase activity
Source: RefSeq, a predicted model, not a curated record
UUUCCAAUUAUCUCCGAAAUUUCUCAUUCUUACCCCCUCAUGUACACUAACCGACAAUGUGAUUAGUAAAUAAAUGAUAAAAACUCAAGUUCCUAUGGAUUUUGAGCUGUUCUGUGGAGCCAAACGCCGAAAAUACACUGCAUGAUGCAUUCAUUCACUGAUUCAUUCACAUUCAGACCACUGCAUGCCUUACCAUCUAAACCAUGAACUAAGGCAUGAUACAUAGGCCUACAAUUUUUUGACACAGUCAUGACAUAAUCCAAUGCCAUACAUCACAGGUAAAAUGACCAGGGAAAUAAUCCACACAUGACGUUGAGAAGCUUGUUCCGCCUCCGAUCCGUCCGAGUACUGUUGAUUAUCUUCAUCAUCUCCUGUGUCUUCCUCGUCUGUCUCAUUGCCCAUGACGCGUGCGACAUCGAAAAGGAACCGCAAAUCCAUCGGGAGUGGAGCACCAAAAAUGUUGAGGAUCAUCCAGAAUGGGGCGAACAUAAGCUAGCCAUUAUCGUGCCAUUCAGGGAUCGAUUCGAUGAGUUAUUAGAGUUUGUUCCACACAUGCAAAAAUAUCUUACAAAGAAGAAGGUUCGUCAUAAGAUUUAUGUGAUAAACCAGCAGGAUAGUUUUAGGUUUAACCGUGCCUCCCUAAUCAACAUAGGGCACCUAGAAAGUCGAGGAGAAUGCGAUUACAUUGCAAUGCAUGACGUUGAUCUGCUGCCAUUGAAUUAUGAUCUGAACUACGGUUACCCGGAGUCGGGGCCAUUUCAUGUUGCAUCACCUCAGCUUCACCCGCUUUAUCACUACCCAAAGUUUGUUGGGGGGAUUCUUUUGAUCUCAAAUAAACAUUUUGAAUUGGUUAAUGGUAUGACAAAUAUAUUCUGGGGAUGGGGUCGAGAAGAUGAUGAAUUUUAUGUUCGUAUGAAGAAAGCUGGACUUGUGGUGACAAGACCACAGAAUAUUACAACUGGGUACAGAACAUUUCGUCAUAUCCACGAUAGGCAGAGAAGGGUGCGAGAUAUGAAGCAAUAUUUUAAUCAAAAGGAGAUGACACGUCGAAUGGACAAAAGGACAGGUGUCAACAAUGUCAACUACAAGGUGCUGAGCAAAAAGAAAUUGCUAAUAGAUGGUGCGACUGUGACCAUCAUCAACGUGUCGUUAUCGUGUGAUAUCAAUAGUACACCAUACUGCCAAAUGCCUACAGAACCGCCCAAGAAAAAAGGCAAGAAACGCGGCAGGUGAUUAAGGAAAAGGGUUCACAGUCAACCACUAUUAAAGGCCAACGCCGUUCGUUAAAAAAUUGAAAUUUGAAAUUGAGUUUGAAAAGUUCCAAUUGCGUUAACACUACUGAAGUACAAAUUUCAACAUUGCCGUUGUGUAGACCGAUAUACAAAUACUAUGAAUACCAAGUUUCAACAAAUUUGUAAGCAUAAGAACUGCACUACGGCAUUGUGUGUAACUGCACUUCUAUUUUUCUGGACCAAACGUUAUGACGAACGGUGUACUCCUUUAAAAGCAGUCAACAAUCAUCCAUUAAAGUUUGGUGUAAAACUAUUUGGUGCAUUUUAAUAUGCCUUCUUGUUGGUUUUCAAAAUGUUGGAGUGAACUGUUGUCACAUCAGCAUAUUCCUAUUCUGAUGUGUAUUGAACCCAUGGGACACAAUCAGAAACUUACAGUACUUACAAUGUACACUACCAAUGGGUACAAUCAGAAAUUAAUAGCAAGCAACUCUAUGGUUUCUGGUACGGUGAAAUGAUGGUAUAAGCAAAAAAUUAAAGGCGUAUUUUAACAAGGGCAUAUUUGUACUAUAGCAGUAGGUUGGUUAGUUCUGUCUGUGACCCCUAGUCCUGCUACAGUUAUGUUAGUAAUUUAUGAUUUUAUUGUUCUUUCAAAUACUCAUAUACUCAUAACAAUUAUUCCUACUUUGAUCAAUAAACCUGUUUACUUAAAAAGCCUAACUCACAAACCCUUUACUCAAGGAAUGACUUGUCCAUGUAGCUUGUAGUGACCAUAAUGUAUGACAUAUGUUGUUAGCACGCCUUUCAAUUACGUGGAGACCUCUAUACACACUGUAUUUUUUUAGCCUAUUUUGGGGGACAUGUUUUUUUGCUUUUUAGCUUAAUUUGGGGACAAUUCAUCGCGCCAGUUUGCCUGAACAGCGACGUCAUAAAUCAAAGUUAGUGACUUAUCACCACAUACACCUGAAAAAUCUUAAUUUUAGGGUAAAACUAUAAAAUAAGGCCAUUUGGAUGAGAUUUGGUUAUAUUAGGGGUAAAAAAACGCUUCAGGUGUCAUUUUAUUUACAAAAAAAAAAGAAAAAAAAAAAGACCUAAUUUGGGGACAUCCUGUACGGCCUACACCGUUUUCGGUGUAGGAAUCAUGUAAUUGAGAGGCCUGGUUAGUUGUGAAAUCGGAGGUGAACAUCAUUACUGAAGAAGCCAUUGUGGACAACAGUAAAACUGUUGACAAUUUCCAGUAAAUUCGAAUCCAGUUAACAGAUGGAACUUCAUAUUGUUAUGGUUUAAACUUUGCUCAGUACUUAUAAAUUCUAGAGCUACGAUCCAUGACUACUGAUACUGUAAAUUGUCAAAUUUUUGCUGGCACAUAUUUUCUCAAGGAUUUUGCAAGUAAUGUUAAAUACCUGCAAAUUUAAAAAUCGUUAAAUUUUUUUCAUACACGUGAAAGAAGAAAGGAAUAUUAUAAUCUGCCAAGACAAAAUUAAAAAAAUGUGUUGGUUUACAGUACAGUAUUCUGAUUUUUACAAGUAAAGGUGGACAUGCUAUUGAUUCAGAUAUCUAAUUUGUACUUAAAAUUCUGCUGAUGAAAAUGAUAACUCAUAUCUGCUCUGCUCUUGCCAGUAUUUUGCCUUGGAACAAAUAACAGUUGACAACACUUUAGCUCUGAGCUUUAAGCUUCUAUCAUGUACUAACAGUUCGGUGUCGAAGAAAGGUUUUUAGAAGAGUUUCGUUCGUCCCAUUCCCAAUAUUUUGUCAUGUGAUGGGUAUAGUUGACAUUUAUAACAUUAGAAGUCGCAAUAUUCAUUGAACAAAUCCAAUUUUUUUUCUCUCAAAAGCUUAUUUCAACAAAUUUCUCCCAAAUGGUAUAAUGAUAUACAGUAGAACCUCUCUAUUAAGGACACCCUCGGGACUGACAAGUGCUGUCCUUGAUAAAGAAGUCUUCUGAUUAGAGAGGUCAAAAUGAAUGUAAAUUACCUAUUUGGGACCAAAACUAGCGUCCUUAAUAGAGAAGAUGUCCACUAAGAAAGGUUCUACUGUACUUUUUUGGCCUUGUCACAAAUUGGGCGUAAGGAAUUGAUAUCGAAGUAGAAGUAUUGGUUGGAGGUAUUGUAAUUUGUUGCUCAGGUGGAGCUGAAAUGUUGGCCAAAACCUUGGCUCUUCCUCAGUUUUGGUCCGGAUUUCAGCUCCACCUUGUGGUUUUGGUGAGACAAUCAAUACCGACAGUGAGGUAUCAAUUUCUAUUCUAAAACAUCUCAAAUUACGCGGUUAUGGUUGCCUAACCAUAACUGCUGAAUUCAAAAAGAGGCUUCAUUUGCGCACAGUGCAUCUACACUGUAAACAGUAAACUGCAGUUCGUUCCAAAUCCAGGUAUUUUAGAAUAUUUAUUGGAGGCCUCCCACUUUAAGAUCUGAUAAUUUUUCUGCUGAGUUUGGGAAAGUUAAUAUGCAUUGUAGAUGUCUGUAUAUGAUGUUGUACCCUACCUGGGUUGGUUGUUAUACUUUUAUCUAUCUUUAGUUUGUUUUGGUUUGUGAGGUGGAAGUACAUACUAGUGUUCUCUGGAUGUUUCAGAUUGAAUUCUACUUAUUGGGUACAAAUACAGUAGAACCUCUCUACUAAGGACACCCUCGGGACUGACAAGUGCUGUCCAUAAUAGAGGGGUGUACUGAUUAGAGAGGUCAAAUUGAAUGGAAACAACCAAUUUGGGACCAAACCUAGUGUCCUUAAUUGAGAGGUUGUCCUUAAUAGAGAGGUGUCCGCUAAGGGAGGUUCCACUGUACUUGCACCUAUUAUAGCUGGUCUCAAUAUCAUCUCAUUUUCAUUCUCAGCUUUUCCUUAUUUCAUUGACAUGGCUCACAAUCUCAAAGCAUGUAUACUGAAAACAAAAAUAAAGUUGACUUUGCCUAAUAUGUUUGUUUUUGCUUCAAUGUACAGUAGAACCUCUCUAUUAAGGACACCCUCGGGAUUGACAAGUGCUGUCCUUGAUAGAGAGCUGUCCUGAUUAAAGAGGUCAAAUUGAAUGGAAAUAACCAAUUUGGGACCAAGACUAGUGUCUGUCCUUAAUAGAGGGGUUGUCCUUAAUAGAGAGGUGUCUGCUAAGAGAGGUUCUACUGUAUUUUGUUUCUAUUUAGUUACGUUCAGUUUUCAUUUUGAUGUGUAUUUUGUUGCAUCUGUGUCCUUGGUUUGUUUUGGUUUGUUCUUGGUGGAAGACAAGAUCAUGUUGUGUUUGCAUUUUGUUAUCACUAGGGGUAUUUCCAGUUCGUCUUUUUAUCGAAAUCGUUGAGGUUGAUGACAAUACAUGUAUAUGGUGAUCAUACUCUGGAAAACCACUUUCCAACUUGCCGGGAGUCAGAAUUCAUCAAUCCUGGGAGUAGUUUUAUAUCAGGUACAUGUGCCUGGAAGUAGUUUUAUAUCAGGUACAUGUGCCUGGGAGUAGUUUUAUAUCAGGUACAUGUGCCUGGGAGUAGUUUUAUAUCAGGUACAUGUGCCUGGGAAGUAGUUUUAUAUCAGGUACAUGUGCCUGGGAAGUAGUUUAAUAUCAGGUACAUGUGCCUGGGGUAGUUUUUAUCAAGUACAUGUGCCUGGGGAGUAGUUUUAUAUCGGAUACAUGUGCAUAAGAGGGAAACAUUUCUUACUCCUGCUUGUCUGUCUUUGGUGUCUAAUGCAGAAGACACAAUACCAACUCGUGUAUUUCACAAAAGGGAAUCAAAAUUUGGUGCCAUUUGUUGCCUACAAGUGUUGUGAUAUCUGUAAUAUAAGGGCUGGUGUCAUUUUUGUAUCAUAAUGCAAAACAUUUGUUAAAAGGAUAAUCAGGAUCUGAGCCUUGCCAACCACUGCUCAUAUUCAUCACAUUGUUUGUUAUGUAUCUUCUGAGUAAUGGGAAUAAAUUAUU